AUGCCUAAGCUCUACGAAGUCAAGGAUUCGCCGGGCAAAGGCAAAGGCAUGUUCGCGACUGUGAACAUCAAGGCCGGCGACCUUAUCAUGCGCGAAGAUGGCCGGAUGAAGAUCGUCGGCUUCUGGAGACGAGAUCAUAGAGAGAAGCAAGCGGAAGCAGAAGUUCAGCAAGCCUUUCUCGCACUCAGCCCAGCCGAAAAACAGGAGAUCAUUCAGCUUCGCGACGACACCACGAUAAAUGGCUCGAAGAUCGUGCGAAUCUACCUUACGAAUGCGAAGUCCGAGAAGGGAGACAGCGUCAUCUACCUGAAGAUGGCACGGCUCAACCACUCCUGUGUUCCAAAUGCUGAGAUGGGCGGUUUCGGCGGCGUGGCCGAGACGACGCUCGUUGCUACAAGGAAGAUCAACAAGGGCGAAGAAAUUUUCAUCACCUACCGUGGCGAACAUCUGGACGGUCCCCGAGCAGAGAGGCACCAAGGUCUCAUGCGCGUUCACCGCUUCGUGUGCGAGUGUAGAGUGUGCUCUCUUACUGGCAGGGAGCUGGUCAUGAGCGACAUCCGGCGAAAGCUUUUCCAAUCCCUGGUGUCAAGGCGCUUCGAAGCCAUGCCAACUGCCGCUGACGCCCAACGCGCCGAAAGAGGUGGGAUACCGAGAGAAAGCGGAAGCAGCCUGACCUACCGCGAGAAGGUUGCAUACAGCUUCCUCACGGCACGUAUCAUGGAAGCGGAGGGCAUGUCAGGUGUCAUCAUCGGCGACUCCUACUUCUCGGCUGCUAUGGCCCUGCUCGCUCAGAUCCAGAACAUGGACACGUUCAUCGUCCUUCCGUCCAUCGAAUUCUUGCGCGAACUGUUCGAGCUCACCAUCAAAGCCACGAGCGAGAUCCGCGAUGCCGAUUCUCCGGAGGUGCGCAAUGUGAAAUCGUACUGGACUUUUCUGCAGGAGCACAACCCGCAAGUGAAGAUAGGUUUGGGUCUGAUCAAGCGAGUGGCCUCAGAAGGCAUUCCUGCCUCUAAGGCAUAUGCUAAGAACAUGAUGGAUGGCAGCUUCGUUUCUCGUGCUGAGUGCCUGGAGAUACUCAAGAAGGAAAGAGUGUCACCAUCGGUCUGA
Saxophila tyrrhenica is the source of this 1107-nucleotide messenger RNA. RefSeq names its product SET domain-containing protein 5. The transcript has 2 exons. NCBI's taxonomy places the organism in Eukaryota, Fungi, Ascomycota, Dothideomycetes, Mycosphaerellales, Extremaceae. The record is from RefSeq and is a predicted model, not a curated record. Bases 1 to 1107 code for a protein of 368 amino acids. Gene Ontology annotation, molecular function: protein binding.